AUGGAGUCCAUACAGAAACUCCCGAUCAUUCGCAUGAUGACACGAUCCUCCCCACCGCCGGUCAACAACUCGCCGCAGAGCAGCCCGCCGCAGAACAGUCCGCCGCUGCAGGCUCCACCUGAAGCUGCCCUCGAACGUACCCCUGUCACAUCACCACGUUCAUUACGUCAAUUGUCAAUAUUCCUGCUUGGCUCUGCAUGUAUCGUUGCAUCGACCGCGAUAACGCGCAAGGCUGUAUGGCGGCGACAGCUUCGAACCAAGCCGCCCUUCUAUGCGCCGAACACGAACCCCCACGAAUUUUUCAGUCCCAUGUCUGAUGCUCUACAGGCAUUGAACAUGGCGACGAUGAACUGCUUCAGCGUUGGUCUCAUGGCUCUAGGCGGGACCAUGUGGACGUUGGACAUCGCCAAUUUGAAAGAGGCACGAUCUAUAUUGCGACAGCGAUUGAAUUACGACUCGAUAUACCGAUCAGAAGACGACGUGCCGAAUGGACUCGGAGAAACCCUGCUCAAAGCGGGGGAGACAAGGAUGGUGGAGGAAGACGAGAACAGCAGCGACGCAAAGCCUCAGUGA
Messenger RNA from Ascochyta rabiei, 573 nucleotides. RefSeq lists its product as uncharacterized. Lineage: Eukaryota; Fungi; Ascomycota; Dothideomycetes; Pleosporales; Didymellaceae. The record is from RefSeq and is a predicted model, not a curated record. The transcript has a single exon. Gene Ontology annotation, cellular component: mitochondrion. The coding region runs from base 1 to 573 and encodes 190 amino acids.